AUGAUGGGGCACUACUACUCCUCCCACUGUGACACCAAUGAUGGGGCACUAUUCCUCCCACUGACACCAAUGAUGGGGCACUAUUCCUCCACUGACACCAAUGAUGGGGCACUAUUCCUCCCACUGACACCAAUGAUGGGGCACUAUUCCUCCCACUGACACCAAUGAUGGGGCACUACUCCUCCCACUGACACCAAUGAUGGGGCACUACUCUCCCACUGACACCACCAAUGAUGGGGCACUAUUCCCCACUGACACCAAUGAUGGGGCACUAUUCCUCCC
Messenger RNA from Staurois parvus, 282 nucleotides. The record is from the annotation of a GenBank genome assembly. Lineage: Eukaryota; Metazoa; Chordata; Amphibia; Anura; Ranidae.